AUAUAAUGCUCUUCAAAAUAGCAUAUCUGUAACAGAGUCCACAGACACUCUGACAGAGAAACGCACAAAGAGAAGGAGAGAGAAGCAGAGUAAAUAUGGUGACCAAAACAGAAGAGACGCAAUUGAAUAGAUUGGAGAGUCAAGUGGACAAUGGAGGAGGAGGGGCAUGGGAGUAUCUUUGCAUGGUUAGAAAGCUCAAAGUUAGGCGUUCUGUCAAGGUGUUAAAGCAUGGUUUAUUGAUCUUGAAUGACUCCAAGAAAAGAUCCAGUCUUGGUCCUGAAGAAUGGACUCUAUAUGAACAGGUUGCAGUUGCAGCCAUGGACUGCCAAUCUCUUGAGGUUGCAAAGGACUGUGUAAAUGCGUUGCAGAAGAAAUUUCCAGAGAGUAAAAGAGUUGGCAGACUGGAGGCAAUGUUACUUGAAGCAAAGGGAUCUUGGGGAGAGGCAGAAAAGGCUUACUCAAGCCUUUUAGAGGACAAUCCUUUUGAUCAGGUAGUACACAAGAGAAGGGUAGCUUUGGCAAAGGCACGAGGCAAUUUGACAGGGGCAAUUGACUUGCUCAAUAAGCAUCUUGAAACAUUUAUGGCUGAUCAUGAUGCCUGGAGAGAGCUUGCUGAAAUAUACAUCUCCUUGCAAAUGUACAAGCAAGCAGCGUUCUGCUAUGAAGAGCUGAUAUUAUCUCAACCUACAGUCCCACUGUAUCAUUUGGUUUUGGAAAUAACUAUAUUUCCAAAGCAAUUUUAGAAGAGAGAAUUUGGUUUUGGAAUGUUGGCCUUUCAAUGGUCUUUUAAUGUGGGU
Populus nigra (black poplar) is the source of this 797-nucleotide messenger RNA. RefSeq lists its product as uncharacterized. Lineage: Eukaryota; Viridiplantae; Streptophyta; Magnoliopsida; Malpighiales; Salicaceae. Gene Ontology annotation, cellular component: EMC complex. Gene Ontology annotation, molecular function: protein binding. Gene Ontology annotation, biological process: protein folding in endoplasmic reticulum. The record is from RefSeq and is a predicted model, not a curated record. The transcript is spliced from 7 exons. The coding region runs from base 96 to 743 and encodes 215 amino acids.